Molecule: messenger RNA, 6210 nt
Organism: Lucilia sericata (common green bottle fly)
Lineage: Eukaryota; Metazoa; Arthropoda; Insecta; Diptera; Calliphoridae
Product: mucin-17-like
Exons: 6
Coding region: 739-4893 (1384 amino acids)
Source: RefSeq, a predicted model, not a curated record
UCGAAACAAUCGUGUUCGUGUACUUUCGGAUUUUUGUGAAAAAAUUUCGUUUUCACGUCUCGCUUAAGAAAAACUUAAAUUUUUUACAUUUAACUUAAUGUAAAAUAACUAAGAUCUAUUGUAAAAUGUAAAUGCAAGCGUCAGUUAUCGAAAAAACAUAAAAAUCUAAAGAAAAACAAGUGUUUAAUUAAGAAAAAUUGCAAGUGAAUAAUUCAAGGAAAACAUUUUUUUCUUCUCCCAACAAACGAUGCCGCAGUAGUUAUGUAGAUAUUUGUAUGUGUGUGCGUGUGUGUUUCAGAGAGCUUGUGUAUAUAUGUUUGUGCAUAAAUGUGUGUUUAUUAAGCGGAGAAAAACACAGAAGAAGAAAUGAGAGAAACAACAAGCAAAUAAUAAUGAAGAACGUAAUAAUCAAGCAGCAUUAUUAAACAGAAGAAGAACAACAAACACAAGCAAAUAAUAUAAAAAAAUUAACAAGAAAAAAGUGAAAAAUAAAGAAAACUAAGAUUUUUCUUUUAUAAUAAAAUAAAAAACAAUAUUUCAUUAAUAUAACAAACAGUUAAAAAAACUUUUACUUAAAAACCAACAAAAAAGUCUUUAAGAAAAACCGGUCAUUUAACAAAACAACAAACUAAACAUUAAUUAAAAACAACAAAAAUUUAAGAAGAAAUUUUGUAUAGUGGUCAACUGUAAUAAAAAAAUUGCUUUUCAUAACGAACACAAAUUAAAUUGAAUGACAAAAUGAGUUACAAUCAAAAACCACCUGGUUCGAGUGGCAGUGGCAUGGGCGGAGGACCGCCCAAUGGUCCCAACAAUAUGCCACAGGUAGCAAAAACAUUUGCUGCUGGCAUACAGCAACAAAUGCAGAAUUUAGUACAUGGUCAAAAUGCCAUACCACAGUCAGCACAGGCCGACAUAAAUGCUUUUCUGCAGCAGCAAAGAAUACAGAGUAUGUUGAAGCAACAGCAGCAAUUCUUACAGUUUCAACAUCAAAUGCAGCAGCAACAACAGCAUCAGCAACAACAACAUCAACACCACAAUAUGGGCGGAGGUGUAGGUCCUAGCCCAGUAGGUGGUGUAGCCGGUGUGGGAGGUGUUGCCGGUCCGGGUAGUAGUGGGCCUGGUGGCAGUGGUGAACCUUUAUCUUUAACACGUACAGCGGGAGCAGCGGAGCUGUUGAAUAAAACCUAUCAACAGCAGGCCAAUGGUAAUCCAGCUGCCAAUCCCGCUUUUAAUCAGCUACAACAAACAUUACAGGCCUUACCCACAAACUUUGUACAGCUGUUCCAAUACCAGAUGCAGGCCAAGCAAAUGCAACAGCAGCAGCAACAACAACAGCACGGUGGCGGUCAGGGUCAACAUGGCCAUGGUCAACAGCAACCGGUACAGGGUGUACCGCCUCCGCCACCUACCACAACUGCAAUGUCUCACCAACAGCAGCAGCAACAACAACAGCAGAAGCAUCAGAAUCAACAUCAGCAACAACAGCAGCAGAAUGCUCUAUCACGUUACCUUACAGCUGCGGCAGCUCAGGCGGCAGCGGUGAGUGGCAAUAAAAUGAGUUCUGCUACUCCUCCACCACCACCGCCUUUGACCAACCAAAUGAAGCCACCAAAUCUGCCACCGAAUACCCAAAUAACACCAGUAACUGCAGCUAAUGUUGCCGGUGGCAAUUUAUCGGCCGGUCCUCAUCCCAAAAUGUCUACCGGCAAUACAAAUACCAGCUCUGGCUCUAAACAUCAAGGCCCACCACCAUCCAUAUCAUUAACGCCAUCGAAACCGACAACAACAGGACCAAGUGUUGCACACCAGCAAAAUAAAUUCACACCACCCACAAAUACUGGUGGCGGUGCGGGAGCUAAAGGACCACACUUGGCACAUUCGGCGGGACAUUCACAAAAUUUACCAAAAUCAACACAUGGCGCUACACAUACAGCAACUAGCAAUACUACUAGUCCCGCCAAGACUGGUGCUGCAAACACUGCGGAUGUUACUGUGGCUGCUUUGAAAUCACCACAAUCUACACCGGUACAAUUGACAAAACAAAUGCCUUCAACGGCCACUACAGCUGCGAUGGGCAAUAAAACAACUAACACAACAGGAGCUACUACAACCAUGGUUUCACCACUUAAAUCUACAAUACCAACAACAACAGCAUUACCAGCAGCAACAACAGCACAAACACCUAGUGCUACUAAUACAUUUACCACUACUCCAACAGUUGGACCCAUUAACACCUCCACUACCACCUCGGCUACCAUUACACCGGCAACUAAUGCUGUUGCAACAAAACCAACAGGUGCUGCUAAACCAGCUUUGGAUGAAUUGUCUCCCCCAAAAGUACCACUUAAAACUGUAAAUGCUGAAAAAGAACCUGUCAAAACAGCUUCAAAUGACAGCAAUAAACCAACAACAGAGUCAAGUUUAGCUUCUGCUAUUGACAGCAAUAAAAAGGAGACAGACAAGCCGAAAGAUAUGAAAUUAGAUGCGGCAACAGCACCAACACCACUAACAGUUAACAAACCGGCUGCACCAGCCUUGGAGUUAAAGGAAUCUAUGGAGAAGAACGUCAAUGAUUUAAAAUCAAUUACUGCUACCAAUACUACUUCAAAUCCGGUAACAACGGUUGCACCAUUACCACUCGCAUCAAAAGUGACAGAAGAAAAACCAGAAGCUAUUGUCAAAGCAAAUAAAACGGAUAAUCAAGAGAUCAGUGAAAGCGAAAAGAAAUUAGCGGAUGCUAAGAAAGCAACAGAAAAGGAGAAAACUUCAACUGUUGAUGAAAAGUCUAGCACUCCCGCUACACCAACUGCAGCAGCAGCCAUUCCCAAACAAACGGAAGCACCUAAAACUGAUGACAAAAAAGUAACAGAUGAUUCUAAUCAAAUCAAGAAUUCCCCAGAAGACAAAAAAACGGAAAGUAAAGAAAAAGUUGUAGAUAAAGAAAAAGAUAAAACAAUUAAAACUACCAAAUCACCAACUAAAGUAGAAGAUGGAGAAAAAAGCGUCCCCUUAAAAGAUGUACAAAAAACUGAAAAAGAAACGGACAAGUCAAACACUGCCGUAGAAACAAAAACACCCACAACAACAACACAAACGCUCGCUGUCAAAUCUACAGGAAAAGAGGAGAACAAUGUUAAAACUUCGUUAGAAGUAAACAGUAAAAAAGAUAAAGUGGAAAGUGUGCCAGCUAAAAAUCAGGAAAAACAACAGGUUGCAACUGUCGAGGAAAAGGAACCAACAAAAACAUCCAAGGAAAGUACACCAGAAGAUAAUAUUAAAGAAACUGCUCCCAAGGAGAAAGAGGAAACUGCAAAAUCGAUUAAAUCGACUGAAAAGGCUGAAACUACAACUACUGCAAAAACAACAACAACAGCAGUAGCAAACAGCAAAUCAAAUGCUGAAGAUAGUGUUAAGGAUACUAAUGAAACAACACAAAAAGAAAAAGAAACAGCAGCUUCGACACCUGUCAAAAAAUUUGGUCGUCUAGGUAAAGGAGCUAAAAGUAAAGCCGCUGCUACAGCCGCUGCUACAGCCGCUACUCCUGUAGUAGAAACUAAAACCCCAGAAACACAAGAAGAAAAACCAGCAGCUACAACUACUCGUGUCAAACGAAAACUUAAAACAGCCGACAUUUUAAUUGCAUCAAAUUCCACACCCUCAACACCUAACGAUGAUGAUUCGGAUCGUAAAUCAAAACGUCAUCGUCUUAAGACAAUACUCUACCAAAGUCCUCUUCCGGAAUUGGCCUACAUAACCAAGCUGUCCGCCAGUGAGGCUUCCAAUUCGCCCAAACCCAUGUCGAAUGAGGAUCGUUUAAUUGUAUUCUAUAAAAAUGAAUACAUGGCCGUACGCAAUGCUGAGGGUACAUUCUAUUUGUGCCAAACAAUGCAAAAUGUUUAUCGCACCUCACCGCGCAUAAGCAUUCGUUGGCUGUCGGAGGAUACUAAAGACAGCAAUGUUUUUAUACCGGAUUUCUAUGAUCACACCGAUAUUGAGUGUGUGCUAACAACGGUUGAACUGAAGCGUAUCGAUAAGGGACACUUACGUUUGCCCAAAGCCGAAAGAAAUCGCAUUGAAAGCAUACUAAAGAAGGCUAUAGAUGUGGAGAAAGGUUUGGUACCAAGACCAGAAUUAACCGAGGAAAAUCCUGAUGGUCUUGAUAUAUCCCUCUUCAAAGAUGAAUCUCAAAUUGAAAAGAAAUCCUCUUUAGCAGAGGGUAGCGAAAGUCAAACACCUUCAACGGCAGCUAGUAGAAAAUCUAGAAGAACUACCACCGCUGCUGCCUCAUCAGCCCGUAAAUCAAACACCACAGCUGCUACGCCCUCAACGUCCGCAGCCAAUAAACGUAAACGUGCGGCUAGUUCAGCGACCUCGUCCAGUUCACGUAAAUCGUCGGCUAAAAAACGAAAAACUUUACUUAAACGCAAGAAGAAGUUGGGCAAUAGCGAUGAUGACGAAGAUGACGAAUCCUCAGAUGAUGCUGAAUCGGAUGUUGAGUAUAAGCCUACGCAAAAGAAAUCAUCUCUAAAUGCGACAAGUGCAUCGAAAACAACGCCACGUGCACAAAGGUCACCUUUAGCUAAGGCAAGAGCUGCAUCGCCAAUAACACCAACCACAUCUAGAUCAUCUAAAAUUGUACCUCAAAAAGAAACACCUACACCUACACCGUCUACAUCAAAAGCUUCUCGAGGCGAAAGAGCUGCAAAAAGGAAAUCACUAACCGAUGCCGGCUCAUCCGAAGAAGCAACAACGCCAGUCAAAAAACCAGCGACAACCUCAAAUAACAAAAGUAAAGCAUCUGGUAAAGAUACGAACGAGGCUACUCCUGUAAAAAAAUCGUCCCUCAUUGAUAAUAGUAGUACUAGUGGUAGUAGUAGUAGUGGUGGUAGUUAAACUUCAGACAUCACACAACAACAUCAACACGUUAAAUAAAGCGAAACUGCUCUCCUCACAUCAUUCUCAAAAUCCUCGGCCUCUGCUAAAAACUGUUUUCGACGAUGAUGAUGAUUAUGAUGAAGAUGAUGAAGGUGCUCUACCGAAGUCGCAAAUAGAUUUACACAAAAUAAGGUAUUCACAUCAUCAUGAAAUUUGUAACCUGUACGAGUGUAAUGAUGUUUAAAACAAAAAGGUAAACAUUUUUUUUAUUAUCUUCUAGUUUUUAAGUUUCAACAUAAUUCUUAAUUUUUUCCCCUUUUUUACAAAGUCGUUUCAAUAGUUUCUUUUCUGGUACAUAUAACUUUAUAUAAAUUGAAAUUUAUAUUUGUUUUUCUUUUAUUUUUUAUAACAACCCAAAACCUUUUCAAUUAAAGUGUUAAGUAAAUAUUUUUCAAUAAUAUAUGAAACCACAGGCUACUCUUAAGAACUAACAAUGCUUAAAAAGAAAUAUCUUCUUUUUUUUAUUUUCUAUUUUUUUUCGUUUGUUUUAAAUAUUUUUAUAUAUAUGUUUUUUAUAAUGAUAACUGAUUAAAAGAUAAUGUGUAAUAUUUCUCAUAAUAUUUAAGUUAAGUUGAACAAAAAUAAGUGGUCGUCCCCCCCUCUUCCUCCCCCUUGAAAUUAUAGAUACGUAUAUGAAGCGUAUGUGUUUAUUAUAUAAAUAUGUUUCUUUUAUAACGUUUAACUUUUUUUAUUAUUAAUUGGCAUAUUUUUACCAAUUUAUUAUACAUAUAUAGAUACACAUAUACAUACAUAUUGAAUGUAUUAAUUAUUAAUUUUCUAGUUAUAAGUUGAAACAAACAUUUUUCUUUGUCUUUUGUUGUGCAUUUAAUGUACGAUGGAUUGAUCAUAUUCGUUUUGUAAAACAACCUUUAAAUGUCUAAUUGAGAAUAUAGAUUUUGAUUUUCUUUAAUUGUAUUUUGAUUGUCUGAUUAACUUUAGUUUUAAAUCCAAAUCAGCUUUUACUGUUAAUAAAAAAAAUAAUGUGCAAAAUAAUUUUGUUUUCAAGUUGUUGUCGUGAAAUAGAAAGACAUUUUAUCCAGUUGUUUUUAGAAAUGUUUAAGAGGUUUUAAAUUGUCCGUAAAAAAAAGCUUUUUGGAAAAUUUUCUUUAGAAUUUUUUACUAAAAAGCUUUUUUACUGAAAAGCUUUUUUACUGAAAAGCUUUUUAGUACAAAAGAUAAGAAAAGCUUUUUAGUAAAAAGUCUUGGAAAGGCUUCUUAGUAAAAAUGCUUGAAAAAGCUUUUUAGUAGAAAAGCUGGGAAAAGCUUUUAGUAAAA